AGCUGCCCGCCUCUUAGAUCACUCACUUUUGGAGCUUCGACGUGAGAGGAUCCAAGAGUGGGAGCUCCUGUCCCUUGGUGCCGAGGUCCAGGAGGAGAACGUCGAGGGAGAUUUAUCCCCUUUUUUCAUCUGUUUAUACUACUGCUUUGAGGUCUGUAUAGGAAGGGAGAGAGGCUGAGGCAGUGGAGCCAGGGUUGGCCUUGGCUGCUGCUUGGCUUCUCCCUCGACGUCAUUGUGCCUGGUAAUGUUAAGAAUUUGUUUGGAAAUUAAUUUGCUUCCCCAGUUCUAAGGGGUUUUGGGCGGAGGAGGGUGCGUGCGGGGCCCGCGCGCCUCUUCUCCGUUCCUCCCUUCUUCCUUUGCAUGGUCCUGAGCCUUAUUAGUGUGAAGGUGUAGGCGGGGGCUUUACUUUUGGGAGAUAUGGGGAUGAUGUACCUUUUUUCCAUGUUUAAGUUGGCUUUAUUUAUUGUGUAAUUUUAUUUGGAUGGUAUGAAUGAUGAAUUGGUUGUUUGGGUUGCUUUUUGAUUUGACGUUUGGGAAUGGAAGCUAUGUGGUAGGGUCGCCAUUUUUAUUACCAGUCUUAUGUAGAGGUGUUGCUGGGCAGAUUGGCUGUGUUUGUGGCGCGAAUUCCCUGUUGCUGGACAGAUUGCCAUAGCCGUUAGUGUCGGUUCUGUGAAUUUCGCGCUCUUUUUGCUUGUAGUUUGCCGCGGUUUUUUCCUUGGGCAGCCAUGUUGGUUGCCAGGUUGGGUGAGGGCUGGUCAGCCAUUUUACUUGUGGGCAUGGGCAAGUGUUUGCGGCGGCCAUAUUUGUUAAGGGAAUUAGGCUGGAAAGGACGGGCGCCAUGUUGAGUGAGGGCUGGUCAGCCAUUUUACUUGUGGGCAUGGGCAAGUGUUUGCGGCGGCCAUAUUUGUUAAGGGAAUUAGGCUGGAAAGGACGGGCGGCCAUUUUUGUAGCUGGCAUAUUAAAUAGUACAAUGGUGGCCAUUUUGUUGAUCGGUCGGCCAUCUUUGUUAAGGGAAGGGCAGCCAUUUUAGGUGCUUCAUGGCAGCCAUUUUACGGAACGUUUUUAAGGGAUUCUAAUGGCGGUGGCCAUUUUUAAUUUGGGCAUACUCACAUUGCAUUGGUUUAAUGCUAUAACAAUUGAUGGUAUUGACUGAUUGGUUUUUAAAAAUACAAAUGGAUUAUUAGUAAUUGAUUAGAUGGUUCAAGUUAAGUCAUUGAUAAUGUAUGGAGAUUAAUUAAUUCAUAUGUAUUUAUGGUGGCUGAUUAAUUAAUGAAUUGAUAUUGGGGUUAAUUGAUUAAUAUAUUUAAUUAAUUUCAUGGGGUAAUUUAUUUAAUAUGCUAUUGAGGACAAUAAAUUAAUGAGAUUCUCUAUAUAAAUUGGGGUAUUAACUUAUUGAAUUAAUUUUAAUAUCAUGUUUAUAUAGUAGGUGCAUAUCAGUGUGUGGUAUUGUAUGCUUUAAUUAAAUGGAUGCUUGGUUGCUUUUGAUUUAAGAAAUGUUAGUCGCUUCGGGUCCCUUGGCUUGGAUAGGGUAGGGAGUUGGCUCAUUCUAGUUUCUGCCAGCCCCCCCCCCCCCCCCACUUAUUUGCUACUGAACUUUCUUCCUCAAUAUUAACUUUUCGUGGUCUUACUGAACUUCUUAUUUUGCAGUAUGCCACCGAAGAAGAAUGUUGGGGGGCCUAAGGGCAAGGGACCUGCGAAGAAGAUUCCAGCAAAGCGCCCGCCUCCACCAAGUGGUCCUUCAACCGAGGAUGAAGAUUCUGCACAGUUGUUGGGAGUGUUGGUCGCCCGGAUCGAGGCACUGGAAAGAGAGAAAGCAGCGGCUGCUGCUGCGGAGGCGCAGAAGGCUGGUGGGGGCAGUAACACCGGGUUAAUUAGGUCCUUAUUUUCCCGUAUUUCUGCCUUAGAAGGGGAAAGGAGUGCUGCAGUGCCUGUCGCUGAUGCGGGCCUGGUUACAUCUACGCCGGUGACCGCUGAAGCUGUUCCAUCUACUUCGGCGGCAGCAGCUGAGAUGAGAAGUGCCGUAUCCGCUUUAGAACCCACCCUGUUGGCAAGUAGACGACGCGUCCUGAUUUGCGGGCACAGUUAUGUGCACUGGGCAGAGCGACAGGCGCGCAGAGGUCCCUACGGCCAGCAUCUCGGCCUCGCUUCCUUGGCUUUUGUUGAAUGGAGGGGAAGAAGAGGUCUGCGGUGGGAGGGUUUGCUCCCUUUGUUGUUUGGGUCAGGGGUCCGUUUUCCACCUGACCUUAUUGUUAUGCAUUUGGGAGGCAAUGAUUUGGGGCUGCUUAAAGGCAGGGCCCUUUUUCUCCAGGUUUUAAAUGACAUGCACAAGAUCCAGGAGGUGUGGCCUCAUACCGGAUUGGCAUGGUCAGCAAUUAUUCCUAGGCCACGUUGGCCCUAUGGGGACGGUAAAAAAUUGGACAAAGCAAGGAAACGGGUCAAUAGGGCCCUGCGGAAGGUUUUGGAAAAUGGCAUGGGUUACUAUAUCCCUCAUGACACCAUUAGAUUCAAUGAUUCGACGAUGUAUCGGACUGAUGGGAUCCAUCUGUCCGAACUGGGCAACCAAAUUUUCUUAGCGGAUCUGCAGAAAGGAAUUAGGGAAAUUCUUUCGAAUUUGGUGGGGGUCAGGAGCUAAAUAGACAUUUGCUCCUGAACUGUGGCGGAAUGCUUAGGGGAAUCUCUUAUUUUGGUGUGCACCACAAGGCACCUCUGUUUUGGUGUUGGCCAGAGGCGUGAAUCCUCGCUUAGGGUUUUUACAGCCCCAGCGAGGGUGAACGAUUAUGGCCUUGGAAUGGGAGACUUUGACCUCAUUUGUUUCGGAGGCAAAACUCUCCAACACAUUCCCCUUUAGGUCAUCCAGGUUUAGAUAGACUGGGGACCUGGUGUUUCGCCCUAAAUUCAGUCUUAAUGGAUGGUCGGGUAUGACCACUAAUAUCGGCUUAUGCCUUACCAAAUUCUUAGAUGGCUAAGGAUUUUUGGCCCUAGUUCCAAAUUAAAGUUAAAUAGGUAACUAUCAAUAAAGUUGCCCAGUUUUAAACCCAA
Molecule: messenger RNA, 3039 nt
Organism: Anolis carolinensis (green anole)
Lineage: Eukaryota; Metazoa; Chordata; Lepidosauria; Squamata; Anolidae
Exons: 2
Coding region: 1649-2632 (327 amino acids)
Source: RefSeq, a predicted model, not a curated record